Molecule: messenger RNA, 1469 nt
Organism: Salvia miltiorrhiza (redroot sage)
Lineage: Eukaryota; Viridiplantae; Streptophyta; Magnoliopsida; Lamiales; Lamiaceae
Exons: 2
Coding region: 411-1469 (352 amino acids)
Source: RefSeq, a predicted model, not a curated record
GUUGAAAAUAAGAGUCAAUAGUCAAAAGUAUUAAAAUCAAUUCAAAGAUCAGAUCUUUGAAUUGAAUAUAAGAGUGUGUAUAUUUGAUUUUAAGAAGAUUUUGUAAGACUUUUUAUCCAUCCUUAUACUAUAUAAGGAUGCAUUGUAAUCAAGGAAAUAAGCAAGCAAGCAAUAUCAAGCAAUACAAUAACAAACAUUUGCUUCUCUUUAUCUUUCUCUAUGCAUUAUGAUAAUUCCAUGUUUUAACAUGGUAUCAGAGCAGGUUUAAUCUUGGAACUCAGAAAAAAAUUCCUCACAAGAAUCCACAGCCAUCAGCUAUCUCAAAUCAGCAGCCCACCAUUCAGGCGGCAGCACCAGUUUCUGGUCCAAGUGCUCAGAAUCAAAUAAGAAAACAGCAGCUUAACCAACCUAUGCCUUCAUUGCUCACGCAAUCACAACAACCUCUGCCAAAUACAGGCAGCCAAUAUUUACCCCUCCAACCACCACUACCACAACAACCAAGGAGCCACAGAGCCAAAGAAAUCCCGGCUCCCUCAGCGGAGUCGGCCUUCUCAAAAAUGAGAAGGGAGGCCGCCCGACUACAGAUCUUGCAGUCGGCAACCAACCGCUUCAAAACCAACAUUUCAUCAUCGGAAGAGACCGGGACCGAACUUACCACCAUAUUCCGCCCUGCAACACGGCCGGAAGCACGGUUGCAACAAAUCACCGCCGAUAGAAGCAAAGAAGGCGGCGGAGGAGAUUUUUCCGAUCAAGAUCCCAACUCUACAUUCCAUCAGCAACCGAAUGGCUGGGUAGAGAACGGAGUAUCAUCGCUUGAUAUAAUAAGCGACGAGGACGCCGAUGAAGAUGUGGAGAAGGAGGUCGAGGAGGCCACCGAAUCGGAGAGGGCGAUAGAGCGAGCUUUCAGAGAGGACGAGGCGCGGCGGAACGCUCCUCUGACGGCGGAGAACUCCGGCAGGGUGAUGGACGCGAUUCGGACUCCAAUCCCGACGACUCAACCGACUACUACCAGCCGAUUUCCUCCGUCGACCACAACGGCGGCGAAGACUCAGACGACGGCCAUGGCUGUCGACCGACUGGCAGCCUCUGGACCGUGGGGCGCGAGGGAGAUAUCGGCGGCUGGAAAUCAGUCGCCGCUGACCGUGGGAUCGGCGGCACCUGCCGUGGACCGAGCAGCUGUGGAUCGUCCGGCAGAGGCUGCAGGACCAAAGAUUGGAGGAGGCCGGAUUCUGGACAGAUUGGAGGAGAAUGGCGUGAAUGAAGGAAGCGGCGCGCCCAUUCUAACCGAGAAGAUGUUCUGCGACAAUAAAGCUGCUAUCAGUAUAUCAGAGAAUCCUGUGCAACAUGACAGGACAAAGCAUGUAGAGGUGGAUAGACACUUCAUCAAAGAGAAGAUCGAAGGAGGGAUCGUGACCCUACCCUUUGUCAGAUUCGAAGAUCAACUCGCUGACAUCUUGACUAGGCUGUAA